Vitis riparia (riverbank grape) is the source of this 722-nucleotide messenger RNA. RefSeq names its product 18.2 kDa class I heat shock protein-like. The transcript has a single exon. The coding region runs from base 90 to 545 and encodes 151 amino acids. Gene Ontology annotation, biological process: response to hydrogen peroxide; protein complex oligomerization; response to salt stress. Lineage: Eukaryota; Viridiplantae; Streptophyta; Magnoliopsida; Vitales; Vitaceae. The record is from RefSeq and is a predicted model, not a curated record.
ACCAGUACCACAGCAACAGGUGUUGAUUUCUCAUUACGCAAUUCAAUAUUCCAAUUCCGUCACUCUCUCUUGCGACAAACUUUCAGAAAAUGUCUCUAAUUCCAAGCUUCUUCGGCGGUCGACGGAACAACACGUUCGACCUGUGGGAUCCAUUCCAAGACUUCCCAUUCACCGGCGGUGCUCUAUCGGUUCCCGGGGAAACGGCGUCGUUUGCGAGCACUCGCAUUGAUUGGAAGGAGACCCCGGAAGCCCACGUCUUCAAGGCCGAUCUUCCAGGGGUAAAGAAAGAGGAAGUGAAGGUGGAGGUUGAGGAAGGGAGGAUUCUGCAGAUCAGUGGAGAUAGGAGUGUUGAGAAGGAGGAGAAGAAUGACAAGUGGCACCGAGUGGAGCGCAGUAGCGGCAAGUUCAUGCGGCGGUUCAGAUUGCCGGAGAAUGUGAAGGUGGAUGAGGUGAAGGCUGCCAUGGAGAAUGGCGUUCUUACAGUUACUGUUCCCAAGGCUGAGGUCCAGAAACCUGAUGUCAAGGCCAUCGACAUUUCUGGUUGAGAAUUACAUUCACAUAAACUUAUAAAUGAAUGAUGUGAGCGGCCGAGGGUGUUGAGGGUUUUGCCCUACUGUAUGGGUUUUCACUUUUUCUUUUGAAUUUCAGGCUAUGUCAGUGUCAAACUAUGUACCAGUCAACUAUUCCUUAAUAAUAAAAUGUAAAGGUUUGGUUCUAUGCUA